UUUGGGCUAACUCCCUCUCCCCGCUCUUUUCCCGCAGGACACUCGGAGAACUUAACCAAUGCCUUCGAGGGCUCUGCGUGGGACGUGGGCAGCAUCGCCCUGGCUCUCUACUCCGCCCUCUUCUCCUACUCCGGAUGGGACACCCUCAAUUUUGUCACGGAAGAGAUCAAGAACCCCGAAAGGAACCUCCCCCUCUCCAUUGGGAUAUCCAUGCCGAUCGUCACGGUGAUCUACAUCAUGACCAACGUGGCCUACUACACGGUCCUGAGCAAGAUGGAGAUCCUGUCGAGCGAUGCCGUGGCUGUGACUUUUGGCGAUCAGGUUUUCGGAGUGAUGAGUUGGACCAUUCCCCUCGCGGUGGCCCUGUCCUGCUUUGGAGGCCUUAAUGCUUCCAUUCUUGCCGCUUCCAGGGAGCCAUGGCUCUGAUUUAUCUUUGCGUGGAAGACAUCUUUCAACUCAUCAACUACUACAGCUUCAGCUACUGGUUCUUCGUGGGCCUGUCCAUUGCAGGACAACUGUAUCUUCGCUGGAAGGAACCUUCUAGAGAACGUCCACUCAAGUUGACCAUCAUUUUCCCCAUCAUUUUCUGCCUCUGCACCGUCUUCCUGGUGGCUGUACCGCUCUACACCGACCCUAUCAAUUCGGCCAUCGGCAUUGCCAUUGCGGCAUCUGGACUUCCGGUCUACUUCCUGGUGGUACGAGUCCCAGACGAGAAGAGACCAAACUGCUUACGGCGAGUGACGG
This is a messenger RNA of Thamnophis sirtalis, 744 nucleotides long. Lineage: Eukaryota; Metazoa; Chordata; Lepidosauria; Squamata; Natricidae. The record is from RefSeq and is a predicted model, not a curated record.